Messenger RNA from Penicillium atrosanguineum, 1065 nucleotides. Its product is annotated as cytochrome b5-like heme/steroid binding domain-containing protein. The coding region runs from base 1 to 1065 and encodes 354 amino acids. NCBI's taxonomy places the organism in Eukaryota, Fungi, Ascomycota, Eurotiomycetes, Eurotiales, Aspergillaceae. Gene Ontology annotation, molecular function: heme binding. The transcript has a single exon. The record is from RefSeq and is a predicted model, not a curated record.
AUGGGCUGGGCAGGCGUCGUGACUCUUGUCGCGACUGCGGGCUAUUUUCUCUAUCGCCAUCCUCCACGCAGCUGGACUACCGAACAUCCCUCCGCCACUCCAGAUCCCGGACCCGAGGCACGGCCUACUCCUACCUCUGAGCCUCUGCCAGCAAGACAUGACGAAGGCUUCUCGACUCCUCCACCGAUAGAAAUAGAAGAAGAAAGUUCUCCGACCACGCCGAAAGCUUCGGCAUCGAGCGCACCACUCCCGGUCCUUGCAGUUCCUGCGCUGAACCUGGAGUCCGACACGAGCGACACUCGGAGUGCCGCAACGAAGCCACCUGCUCUGCAAAAUAUGAAUGGAUCAACCAAACCGCAACCGACAGAUCACAAUGAUCAAUUUUCGCAGACCAAGUCCCAGCCGCAGUUCCUUACACCCCGCACGCUCCCACAGGCACAAAAACCACCCACUCUCUCCGCACCCGCAAAUACCUCCUCCCUGAUGCCACCACCCUCAGUGCCUCGUCUCCGAGCAACACCACAGCCGAACAGAGCACCGCCCGGUCUUCAGCCUCUGCGCUCAAAUGCAAGCUCGCUUAUGCCCCCUCCCUCCGCCGCAGCGGGACUCCGCGUCCCACCAAGUGGCGGGGGCGGAGGUCUCAGCAACAGCACGCUGAAGCCUAGUCUGAAGAAGAACACUCGCAAAGUCGUCCUUGAUCCGGGAUACUCGCCCCUCGACUGGGCUGCUCUGGCCGCGAACCCGAAAAGCCAGCUCCGAGGCGUCGGUGUACCGCCUGGCCUGCUGCGCGUGACGCCGUCCAUGUUGAAGAUACAGAAUGGGCGCAAGGGCCGCGAUGCGUGGACGUCCUACCAGGGCAAAGUAUAUAAUAUCCAGCCCUACGUCCCGUACCACCCUGGCGGAAAGGGGGAGUUGUUGCGUGGUGCGGGCAAGGACUCGGCGCAACUGUUCCAGGAGAUUCACCCGUGGGUCAAUUGGGACGGGAUUCUCAGCGAGUGUCUUAUUGGAAUCCUGGUAUCUGAGAACGAUACCCAGUCCGAGAACGCGCUAGAUGCGAUGGAUUAA